AUGAUGCAACUGCAAAUAUCGUUGAUUUGCUUGCUGCUUCUCAAUAAGCUGCAACAUGGCGUUGCUUUGUUGACACUGACAGAAUCCAGUGUGGAACGACUCGCCCAAGCGGCUUCCUUGUCAUACUUGGCGCAGGGCAAAAUGUCGACUUCACCAUAUAGCGGUACAUGUGAUCUUGAACUACUGUAUCAAUUUGUAGAUCCUGUCUCGGAAUCCGGUGCAACAAUUUUUGCCGACCAACACAAUCCUUCCACAUUGGUAGUGGCGUGUCGCGGAUCUGCCAAUCCAAAAAGCUUUGGAGCCAACCUCAAGUUCAAGCUAGUCCCGGCGACCCGACUGAGUCAAAAUAUAAUUCCAGAUGAUGCCAUGGUACACGAAGGCUUUCAAGAUGCUGCUAUUGGAUUGUGGAGACAAAUGGGGGGUACUUUGCUGGAUCUUGUUGUGGGUGAAUCGUCCUCCAUUAAGGAAAUCAUCUUUACUGGCCAUUCGCUAGGAGCUGCGACAGCCUUGCUUUGUGCUGUCCAUUACAAUGCUGCAGUGAUGAAUAAUAAUAGUAAUAAGAGUCCCACACCCUCCAUUGUCACCUUUGGUGGACCCAAACUAUGCAAUGGAUCCUUGGCACGACAUUUGAGGAAUGAGGCAUUGAAAGGAUGUAAUGUAUUGCAUUUGGUGCACAGUAAGGAUCCCAUUCUAGCCAACAAUAAAAAGCUCUGGGACAGUAUGGGAUUUGAGGAUGUGGGCAUUGAAUUGCAAUGUGACCCAACUGUGCCUAUCGUUUACAAGGAAACAAAGCCAGACAAAAAGGGAAUGUUUGGGAACUUUGCUUGGAACAUUUUGGAUCACUGCAAUUACAUGGGUGUCUUUGUUGGUCCUCGAAUGUGA
Molecule: messenger RNA, 882 nt
Organism: Cylindrotheca closterium
Lineage: Eukaryota; Bacillariophyta; Bacillariophyceae; Bacillariales; Bacillariaceae
Source: the annotation of a GenBank genome assembly